Molecule: messenger RNA, 513 nt
Organism: Symbiodinium natans
Lineage: Eukaryota; Dinophyceae; Suessiales; Symbiodiniaceae
Source: the annotation of a GenBank genome assembly
AUGGCGACCAUGACAGCGGUUCUGCCAGGCCAAAUCCAGGCAGAGCCCAAGGGCUACAACGAAAGGGACGCAACAUCCGAGACCAUGGAUACACAAACGGCGCGCAGCGCACUCAACAUGGUUCGCUACUUCGUGGCAGACAGGAACCCGGAGCAUGAGCAGAAGUCAAAGGCGCCACGUCGCCGUAGCCUGCGCCACCUCCGAGAGCUAAUGCUUGAGGAUUUCUUGAAGACGCAUGGCUUCAGCGACGUAAAUGAGCCGCGGCAGAGCGGGUGUUUCUCUUUCAAGGAAAGGCUUUUUCCCCUUCAUGUCGCCGCAAAGUGCGGCGAUCACGAGAUGGUCCGCAUACUCCUCCAAGCUGGCGCCGAUAGAUGGGCGAAGACGUCCAAGGGCUGGACAGCCUUGGAGCUCGCAGAUCGCCAGCGCAACCAGAUAGCCGCAGACAUGCUCCGCUGCGACACCCGGACCCUGACCGUCAGUCAGUUCUCCAAAGCUAUGACAAUGGCCUUGUGA